AUUAACUUCACUAUAAAAGGGCAACUAAGAUUGUAGAUCGAUCAUUAUGAGCCAAAAGAAGAUCGAUCAUGGCUUAUAUCUCCUCUCUAUCAUCUUUCUCCCUCUCCAAUUUCUCUGCACCUCUUCCCAUUUCCAUCUGUUCCUCAUCUUCCGCCUUCCUAACUUCCCAAAUACCAUGCAAACCCACCAAACGUAGCAAACCAAAAGGCCAUCAUGUUUCCAAAGUGUCAUGCAACAGUAACCAAAACACCCCAACACCAAACCCAGAAGAAGAAAAACCAUCGUCAUACAACAUUCUAGGAAAACAUAGGAGGGAUGUUCUCCUUGGCAUUGGAGGCCUUUACGGUGCUUCUGCUCUUAGCAACACCAACCCUUUAGCCAUGGCUGCAGCUCCUAUUCUCGAGCCUGACCUAGAACAUUGUUGUAUAACUGAUGAUGUACCACCUAAAGGGGUCAUCGAGGCACAAGUCUAUUGUUGCCCACCAAAAUCUUCUUCCCCUCCUAUAGAUUUCAAGUUGCCUAAAGGAACACCCCUCAGGGUUAGACCACCUGCUCAAUUUGUGACCGAUGAGUACCUAGAAAAGUAUAAGUUAGCCCUUAAGCGCAUGAGAGAGCUUCCAUCUGAUGAUCCUCGAAGUUUCAAGCAACAAGCUGAUAUCCAUUGUGCUUAUUGUGAUGGUGGCUAUAAGCAAUUAGGGUUCCCAGUUGAGCUAGACUUCAAAGUCCACUUUUCAUGGAUAUUUUUCCCUUUCCACCGUUGGUACCUCUAUUUCUAUGAGCGAAUCUUGGGUAGCUUGAUUGAUGACCCAACCUUUGCACUUCCGUAUUGGAACUGGGACAAUCCUGAUGGUGGCAUGGUAUUGCCUUCCAUUUUCGCAGAUGAAGACUCCCCUCUAUAUGACCCUCGCAGGAAUCCAGACAUCACACCAACUACUCUCGUAGACCUAAACUAUGGCAGUGGAAAGGAACCAAGCGUAGAACAAAACCUCGGUGUAAUGUAUACGAGUGUUGUCUCUGGUGCGAAACGCGCAUCGCUCUUCCAUGGAAAACCAUUUCUUGCUGGAAAGCAGCCUGAGCUAGGUGGAGGGACCGUAGAGCUUGGUCCUCAUACUGCUGUCCACCGUUGGACCGGUGAUCCAAGACAACCUAACAAAGAGGACAUGGGGAGGUUCUAUUCUGCUGGAAGAGACCCCGCUUUCUAUUCUCACCAUGCCAACGUGGAUCGUAUGUGGAAUAUAUGGAAAACAAUACCAAGUGGAAAAAGAAGGGAUUUCAAAAACCGUGAUUGGUUGGAAACCUCCUUUUUCUUCUACGAUGAGAACAAGACCCUUGUCCGUGUGAAGGUGAAAGACAGCCUUGACACGAAUAAGAUGGGUUAUGUUUACCAAGAUGUCGCCAUUCCAUGGCUCGAGAAAAAGCCUAAACCCAAAAGAACUAGAAAGGCUAAGAAGGUGGCGUUCGCACAACAAUUUGGCGGCAUUGGUGCAGCAAUGGCUGCUGAGACUGGGCCAAGUUCCAAGUUUCCUCUCACUUUGUUGGACUCAAAGGUAACCCUACUAGUUAAAAGGCCAAAGCAGUUGAGGAGCAAGAGGGACAAGGAGGAAGAGGAAGAAGUGUUGGUGAUUGAUGGGAUUGAGUUUGAUGGGGAUGAUGAUGUGAAGUUUGAUGUCUAUAUUACUGAUGAAGAUGUCGAGGAUAUUGGACCAGAGAGCACAGAGUUUGCAGGAAGCUUUUCGACUCUGGGUCAUUCCCAUUCGAACAUGAACAUGGACAAGAAGAUCAAAACUAGCUUGACACUGGGAAUAACAGAUUUGUUAGAGGACUUGGAUGCUGAAAAUGAUGAUAGUGUUUUGGUCACAUUGGUACCACGAUCUGAGAAUGUAAGCAUCACAAUUCAGAACAUAAAGAUAGAGUUUGAGAAGGAAGAGUGAAAAUAUGUCACUCAUUUACUACUAAACUAUUGCAUGCUUGGUGAGGUGUUUCCAACAUGCAAAUGAGUUUAAAUUUAUAUCAGCAUGUUUAGCAAUUUCAAAGCAAAAAAAAAAUAAUCAUGUUUUAAUUGCUCAAUAUGGCAAAAGUAAUAUGUUGUUGUUUUAUUGGCAAA
Glycine soja is the source of this 2104-nucleotide messenger RNA. RefSeq names its product polyphenol oxidase A1, chloroplastic-like. The coding region runs from base 69 to 1931 and encodes 620 amino acids. Gene Ontology annotation, biological process: pigment biosynthetic process. The transcript has a single exon. Lineage: Eukaryota; Viridiplantae; Streptophyta; Magnoliopsida; Fabales; Fabaceae. The record is from RefSeq and is a predicted model, not a curated record. Gene Ontology annotation, molecular function: catechol oxidase activity.